UAAAACCCUAACAUAAGCCCUAAUUCUUGUGGGGGAAGUUUGAGCAAAAUUCUCAGAAGGGGAAGUGAUGGCAGAAGCAACGCAAUCGGUCGAUGUUAAGAAUAUCGGUAGGAAACGGAAAUCUGGGAAAAAGAAGGGGAUAAUGGCGAAGAAAAGGCAAAGAAUGCAUCAAGGUGGUGAAAAGAAGGUCAAAAUUAAUCCGAAAACGAGGAAAUUGUAUCAGAAAAGGGCUAGGGACUACAAUUCCGAUGAUACAGAAGAAGAUGAAGAGCCCCAGCAAGCUCCAAGUGCAGUUGCAGUUGACGAAUCCAAGCAAAUUGGUGAUGGAUUUGACGAGGACGGUGAUGAAGAGGAUGAAGGGUUUGAGGGAGAGGAGGAAGAAGUUUCGGAAGACGAAAGCAGUAAAAUUCAGCCAGGGAUUGUGAGGUUUUCCGAGGGGAUUAAGGCUUUUAAGUCGGCAUUUAAGAAGAUUGUUAAGAAGAGUGGUGGAGAUGAGGACGUGUUGGGCCCUGUGUUAUCUGCUAAUAAGAAGCUGAUAGCUGAGAAGCUUGCUGAAGAGGAUUUAGAAAAGAAAGUGAAGGGGGAGGCGAAGAAGGAGAGACACAUAGUAAUAGAUUUUUCGAUCUUUGUGAUUUUUGUAUUCUUGAUUUAUAUCUUCCAUAUAAGUGAGAAGGGGCAUGUGAAGCCUGCAGACUAUUUGGAUGCUCAUGAGAAACUUCUGUUGGGAGUGGCAACAAAAGGAGUGGUGAAGUUGUUCAAUGCUGUAAACAAGGCCCAAAAUGCUCAGAAAGGUUUAAAUCCUUUAAGAACAAAGGACGAGAAAGUAAUAAAACAACGAAGGAAGGAAGCCUUCUUCACGGAGUUGGGCAGGACAUCGACCCAAGCAGCAGCGACAGUUAUCAAGGUUGGCUCUUCAAGUGGCCCUGGGGCCGUUGAAGCUCCUGCAUGGGCCCCUCUGCGUGACAAUUAUAUGCUGACAAACCCCAAGUUGAAAGAUUGGGAUAAGAUGCAGGAUGCCAAUGCUGCAGAUGACUUUGGCCGGACAUCAGAUGUUGAUUCUUCAUCAGACGACAGUGAUGCAUAAGGUUAGAAUAUUAAUCUAUGGUGAACUGCUCAAGUUGGAAGAAGCUGUGUGGUGCGCACUGUCUUGACUUGUUAGACGAUCUACUUUGAACACUUUCCCGAGUAAAGAAAUUGAUGAUCCCGAGCUGGUUUAGGGGGAAGAAAAUUGGCAGGACACUUCAAUGUUCUAUGUUGUAGGUCAUUCCAUGUUACAUAAAAUUAUUGAUUGUGUGGUGUGUAUGGCAUCUCCAGAAAUUUAGUUUUGAUAUUGUAACAAGCAAUGUUUUCUGGGUUUUCCUGAUUAGUAUGAAGGAUACAGAGAUUUAUUUAACAUUA
Salvia splendens (bonfire salvia) is the source of this 1398-nucleotide messenger RNA. Its product is annotated as ribosomal RNA-processing protein 15. Gene Ontology annotation, biological process: maturation of LSU-rRNA; maturation of 5.8S rRNA. The transcript is spliced from 8 exons. Gene Ontology annotation, cellular component: preribosome, large subunit precursor. The record is from RefSeq and is a predicted model, not a curated record. NCBI's taxonomy places the organism in Eukaryota, Viridiplantae, Streptophyta, Magnoliopsida, Lamiales, Lamiaceae. The coding region runs from base 68 to 1084 and encodes 338 amino acids.